This is a messenger RNA of Diabrotica virgifera virgifera (western corn rootworm), 2386 nucleotides long. RefSeq names its product homeotic protein antennapedia-like (gene Ptl). Gene Ontology annotation, biological process: negative regulation of transcription by RNA polymerase II; anterior/posterior pattern specification. Gene Ontology annotation, molecular function: RNA polymerase II cis-regulatory region sequence-specific DNA binding; DNA-binding transcription factor activity, RNA polymerase II-specific. The record is from RefSeq and is a predicted model, not a curated record. Gene Ontology annotation, cellular component: nucleus. Lineage: Eukaryota; Metazoa; Arthropoda; Insecta; Coleoptera; Chrysomelidae. The transcript is spliced from 4 exons. The coding region runs from base 798 to 1775 and encodes 325 amino acids.
UCUAGUACCGAAUCGCGUUUGCUUCUCACCGUUUCGUUGAUGAUUUCUUAUGAAUUGCCGCGUGCGUGCAAAAAACGUGCCGUACGCGUUUUGAGGUCGUAUCUAGUCUUUUGCCGAUGAGUUCUGUGUUAAGUGUGAUAUCACCAAAGAUAAAGCAAAGUUAAUAACCAAAAAUUAUAGUUCUUAAAAAGGAAUAACCAUUUUUUAAAUACAUAGGUAGCGAGAGCCAAAAAUCGAUGAAUGCAUGAAAAAACUGGUCCAUGCCAUUUUAUAAAGACGUCAACGUUGUCGCGCGGUCACGGCUUCAAAACUUUUGUUAGACAUGGAGGGGAAGCAUUCAUGCUCGAUGACAUUUCGAAAUUAAUUAGAUAUGAAUAUCAGGCUUUCGGAUAGGUCGCAGUUAUGAGUGGCGGCUGCACAAUUUCGCUCCAGUGUCGGACACUAAGGUCGCGGUGAUAGUUCCUGCUCGGGCGGCCCUUUGUCUAUGCCGAUUUGACUUCUUCGAAUUUGUUGGUUGUUUUUUGCGUUCGGACGUUUUCAUCAGUGACGAUGUGUCGACGGAGAAGGAAGUUUGGUUUAUUGCGAAUAAUAUAUUGAGGAAUACAUGAGGCUCCUCUUAUACGUCGGAUGAAGUAAAUUGGGACAUCAGGACCAGGAUAGUGGACAUAAUUAAGUGUUUUAAUCUAAGUGAGUUAAGCGGUAGUGGAGAUGAAAGAAUGCAGCUCUAGUGAUUUUUAAUGUGAUUUAGUGAAACCAAACUCGGUGUCGAAUAUUUGCUGUGAUUAAUAAAAUUUAGCAUGAGUUCUUACUUUACAAAUUACAUGCCAGACAUGAGAAAUGGUGGUGUUGUAUCGGCUGAGCAUCAACAUCAGCAUUACGGAGCCGCUGUUCAGGUGGCUCAAGGUGGAGGACCAGUUCAAGGCGAUCCAAACUCCUGCUCAGGUGAUCCCUCCGUGGUGGGCCUGCGACAAGGAAUCCCGCCUCACCACUAUGGCGGCCCACCGGCAGCGGGGCAACCUCCCCAAGGAAUGCCCUACCCGAGAUUUCCACCGUACGACAGGAUGGACAUCAGGAACGCGGGCUACUACAACGCCCAGCAGCAGCAGCAGAUGGACGGCCAGUACAGGCCGGAUAGUCCUUCCAGCAUGCAUAUGGCAACGAACGGACCUCCAAACGGACACCAAACCCCUGUCGUGUAUGCUAGUUGUAAACUGCAAGCGGCAGCGGUGACGCAGAAUGGGGUGUUAGGCCCCACUGGUAGUCCACCCUUAGAUAGUGCACAAAGCAUGAACACCCAUCAUAUGGGACACCACAUGCAAGAACAACACCCGCAACACCACCAGCAGCCACACCAUCAGCAACAGCAACACAUGAUGUACGGGGCGCAGCAGACUGCCAACAUGCAUCAGCCUCCUCAGCAUCAAGCUCCUCUCCAGCAGCAACCUCAACCCGGCCAGCAGCCGCCCAAUAAUACGGCUUCUGCGUUACCUAGUCCUCUGUAUCCUUGGAUGAGGAGUCAAUUCGAACGAAAACGAGGUCGUCAAACGUACACGAGGUACCAAACCUUGGAGUUAGAAAAGGAGUUCCAUUUCAACAGGUACCUAACGAGGCGGAGACGGAUAGAGAUCGCUCAUGCUCUCUGUCUGACCGAAAGGCAGAUCAAAAUCUGGUUCCAAAACCGAAGAAUGAAGUGGAAAAAGGAGAACAAGACCAAAGGGGAAGGGGGAUCGGAAGGGGGCGGCGAUGAUAUUAGUCCUCAGGGCUCGCCGCAGUGAACCAAGACGUAUUAAAAACCAUGUACCUUAAUACAUAUGUUAGUCAUUGCAUUUGCCUUUUGCUACCAGCCAAAGGCCUUUUUGGAACCUCCUCAGUAGGGCUUCUUAGAAAAUAUAUCUCUAGAUCAUACCAUUUGCUAGAUCUCUAAAAAAUAAUCUGUUCAAAUUACAAAAAUGAUUCUCAUAAAACAUAAUAAACUAGCAGCAAAUCCUUAUAAAGAUUAUACAGGGUGGUGAAUUGGAAAACGGGCCAUAAGAAACUCAAUGUAAAAUUUUAAACUGUUGAAUUCCUGCUUCCCUAAUUAUUCUACAUCAAAAGACAUGAGAAACUAUUUGUAGAGGAUUGAAAUCUUUAUUGAAAACAAUUGUUAAAAUUGUUCUACGAAUUAAACACAUUCCAAAAUUUUGUAAAAUAUAAUACAUUUUAUCAAAGUAUUUGCGAAAUUUAGGCCACACACCGUGCAAGAAUGUGUAUAAGGUUGCCUUCGGUCACAAUGAAAUUAUUAUAUUAACCUAGAAGGGAAGUUCCCUAGGUUGGCUGUAUACCAUAUAGUUAAAAAACUCUAACAAGAAGUAAAACCACUUCUAUGUAAAUUGGUAUAUUUAUUAAA